Synchiropus splendidus (mandarinfish) is the source of this 4815-nucleotide messenger RNA. Its product is annotated as metal transporter CNNM4-like. Bases 120 to 2885 code for a protein of 921 amino acids. The record is from RefSeq and is a predicted model, not a curated record. Gene Ontology annotation, cellular component: plasma membrane. Gene Ontology annotation, biological process: magnesium ion transport; magnesium ion homeostasis. Gene Ontology annotation, molecular function: sodium ion transmembrane transporter activity; magnesium ion transmembrane transporter activity. The transcript has 8 exons. NCBI's taxonomy places the organism in Eukaryota, Metazoa, Chordata, Actinopteri, Syngnathiformes, Callionymidae.
CAUCACUGACGGGAGGGGGGUUGUUUACCGGCUCCACCUGACCCUGUCCGGUGGGCGGGGCUAACCGAGGGUGUGAGUGUGAUGCGGCCCGGAGAGGCGGGGCCGCCGGACGUGAGUAAAUGACGUCAACGGCUGGUGUCACCAGCGAAGGCAACAUGGCGACAGAACGCAGCGUCCUCACCGUCAUCAUCUGUCUGUGGAGCGCCGCGGCCGGCCGGACCCACGCCGCGGCUUCCGCGGCCGGGAGCCGCGUGCUCGGCAUGCGGCUGGAGCGGAGCGACAAGCCCGCCACCACCACUGACGACGGUGUCCUCCAGGUGACGGAGGAGAGCUCGGUGCUGCUGCGCUUCUACGGGCUGCGGCUGCACCCGGGCGCCUGGACGCAGAUCCGCUUCACCGAGCUGACGGACGGAGGCGGCGGUGGUGGUGGUGGCGGCGGCGGCGGCGGCGGCGGGGGGCAGGAUGAGGAGGAGGACGGAGGGGAGGCGGCUGCGCGCGUCGGCUUGGAGCGCACCUGCGCGGACUUCACCAAAGACAUCAGCGUGGGCAGCUUCAUGAACGUGAGCAGCGGCGGGACCUCCGGGGUCAUCACCGUGCACGUCAAGCCGCUGCGCAAGAGCGAACCGCGGAAGGAGUACGCGCUGUGCACGCGCAGCCCGGACGGGCUCCGCUGGCUGAAGCUGGGGGACAGCGAUGGACGGCUGGUGGUGGUGGAGGAGAAGAAGUCGCUGCUGCCCAUGUGGCUGCAGGUCAUCCUUAUUAGCUGCCUGCUGGUGCUGUCCGGCAUGUUCAGCGGGCUGAACCUGGGCCUCAUGGCGCUGGACCCCAUGGAGCUGCGCAUCGUGCAGAGCUGCGGGACCGACAAGGAGAAGAAGUAUGCUCGCAAGAUCGAGCCCAUCCGCAGCAAAGGCAACUACCUGCUGUGCUCGCUCCUGCUGGGAAAUGUCUUGGUCAACACCACGCUCACCAUCCUGCUGGACGACCUGAUCGGCUCGGGACUGGGCGCCGUGGUGGCCUCCACCAUCGGUAUCGUCAUCUUCGGCGAGAUUGUGCCGCAGGCGCUGUGCUCCCGCCACGGCCUGGCUGUGGGCGCCAACACCAUAGUGCUGACCAAGUUCUUCAUGUUCCUCACCUUCCCGCUCUCCUUCCCUGUCAGCAAGCUGCUGGACGUCCUGCUGGGCCAGGAGAUCGGAACUGUUUACAACCGGGAGAAGCUGGUGGAGAUGUUGAAGGUGACGGAGCCCUACAAUGACCUGGUGAAGGAGGAGCUCAACAUGAUCCAGGGGGCGCUGGAGCUGCGCACCAAGACAGUGGAGGACGUGAUGACACCGCUGGCCAACUGCUUCAUGAUCCAGGCCGACGCCGUGCUGGACUUCAACACCAUGUCCGAGAUCAUGGAGAGCGGCUACACGCGGAUUCCGGUCUACGACGACGAGCGCUCCAACAUCGUGGACAUCCUGUACGUCAAGGACCUGGCCUUCGUGGACCCGGAUGACUGCACCACCCUCAAGACCAUCACCAAGUUCUAUAACCAUCCGGUCCACUUUGUGUUCCACGACACCAAGCUGGACGCCAUGCUGGAGGAGUUCAAGAAAGGCAAAUCUCACCUUGCCAUCGUCCAGAAGGUCAACAACGAGGGGGAGGGGGACCCCUUCUAUGAGGUCCUGGGUCUGGUCACACUGGAGGACGUCAUCGAGGAGAUCAUCAAGUCUGAGAUCCUGGACGAGUCUGACCUCUACACGGACAACAGGAACAGGAAGAAGGUGGACCCGAACAAGAGCAAGCGCGACUUCUCUGCGUUCAAACACGACGGCGACAGCAAAGUCAAGAUCUCUCCGCAGCUCAUGCUGGCGGCUCAUCGCUUCCUGGCCACAGAGGUGAGCCUCUUCAGUCCAUUCCAGGUCACAGAGAAGGUUCUGCUCAGGAUCCUCAGACACCCUGACGUCAUCCAGGAGCUCAAGUUCAAUGAUAACGACAAACGCUCACCACAUCACUUCCUGUACCUGCGAGGGAAACCUGUUGACUACUUCAUCCUCAUCCUGCAGGGUCGAGUGGAGGUGGAGGCUGGAACAGAGAACAUGAAGUUUGAAACUGGAGCCUUCUCCUACUACGGAGUCAUGGCUCUGAACACACCCACGCUCGCCGUCACCCCCCCGCUCUCCCCCUCGGUGGCGUCCCCCCCUCCGCGACGUCUUUCUCUUAAGAGGUUUUCUGUGUUCUCUCGUUUCCCAGAGUUCCGCUCGCCUUCUCACGGCGGGAACCUGAACCGCUCAGCAUCUCUGAGCUGCACGGAGCGCCCCCCUGAGGGAGGGUCGGUGGGGGGGAGCAACAGUCAGAUCCCAGGAACUCCCUUCCAGUACAUUCCUGACUUCUGCGUCAGAGCACUGUCGGACCUGCAGUUUGUCAAGAUCACUCGCUCUCAGUAUCAGAACGGCCUGCUGGCGUCCCGACUUGACAGUUCCCCUCAGUCCCCAGAGGGCAGCAGUGUUCGCUUGGACAUGUCUGCCCCACUGCCCCCCGUCACUCCCCCGGGGACGUACUCUCCACUGCCGCUGGCCACUCCACCCAUCAAACACCCGGCACCACCUCAGCCCACGCCACCCGGGGGUCGGACCGCUCCGUUGUCAGGCCGGCGGCCAAGUCAGCCUUUGCCACAGGCCACGCCUUCUCCUGGAAACCACGCUCUCCAUCCACAAACUUCUGCUCAGCCAGGAUCCAAGCCUCUGCCGUCACCCCCUUCUGUUGACUCAGAGAACGGCGUGGGGGAGACCACCACAUUGCUCAGUGAGCAGCAGAACUGCGCUGGCCCUCGACGGCCCAGUGGCUCUAACCCGCAGGCCCAGGUCCACACUAUCAGCCACACACAUACCGAGAGCACCAUCUGAUGGAACGCGACACCUACUUCCUGGGCCUGAAUAGAACGCCACCUAGUGACCCUUCUUCAUCCUGCAUGGUCCUCUUCAACCAUAGUACAUGAGUCCAACCCAGAGAACAAAGGGUUCCAUCUGGGACUGGUAACCUUUGACCUUUUCAGGUUUGAGCGUUUGACUCAAGUUGUUUUUUUUUUUUUUUGUUAAACUUUGUCACUGUGAAGCAGCGAGACUCUCGGAGGAUCCGAACACUGUGACCACAGAAGCGCUGGACGUCAUGUUCGUGUGUUUGUGUCUUUAAGCAUCUGAUUUGGGUUCAGCUCUGCAGCUGAUGCUCACUAAGACCCAAAACCUGUCGCAAGGGUUGCAUUUACUUGCAUUACUCAGUGCUGACCGGCCGAGGAGCCCAAAAGCUAUGAACCAAAUCAUGCCAGCGACUUCCAGAACAAAUGGUCUUGUUGGUGCUGCGUCUCAAUUCUUGCAUGAUGAACGUACUGGAGAAUCAAUGCCAGACGCUGGCUCUGUUUGCAAUGGCCUGACAUCGUUGCUGCUGGGAGGCAGAAAUGCACCAAGCUCAAGCCACACCCAGCAUUCGCUUGAAGUGGUGAAUAUGUGGAAGUCAGAGAACGCUACAUAGAAAACUUGGAAACAUGUCAACAGGUUCAGCACGCAAACGUUUGCUACUGUAGCUCUAGCGUCAGGUGGCUGUGUGGCUCGCUAACAUUCAAGGUUCUGCUCUUCCAUCACAGCGGAUCAAGGUGGGAGGGCGUCAGCUGGCAUGUUGUGAAUCUAAAAAUCACAAGAUUUCUCAUGUCAAUGGAUCGUACGACAGACGGACCGCGAGUCAAUUUUAAACGGACAACAGGGUUGUUGUGUUAGCUUUCAAAGCUAACGGUUUGUUGGUUCAUGGCUUCAUGUUUAACCAGCCAGUGUUUUCUAUCUGCCAAGGUUCUUCCAGUGGAAAGUUAAUCAACAUCCAACCAGGUGAAGGAUUGACUGGCAUGUUGGAGUGUCGCGGUCGGCUGACUUGUUGAUAUUUAAGCAAACUUUCCAUCGCAUGUCUUCUCCCUGACUCCGCCCUCCUGUAGCCUGAGACGUAGAGUCAAACAUUUACAUGUUGCACUCCAAACCAGGGAAACCUCCUGCACUUCCUUCCUGAGUGUUUUCUGUGUUCACCAUGAGAUUAGAGCGGCAGGUGGUUCCUGACGCGCUGCUAGCAUGUGUGCUACUUCUGCCAGAGUCUUUAUCUAGAGUUUAUUUUCUUCAACAGAGACUGAAAUUCUAUUUAUCCGAGCGGUUGCUGCGGCACUGCCGGUGAGCCUUGGUUUUACCUGUGGAUUGACUUGGUUCAAGCACAAGCCCGGCACUGAAUGGCAGCAGUCACGUCUUGAUUAGCACUUUAGCGACUCCAUGUUGUUGCAUGUGACGUUAACUUGAGUGAAAUGUCUUCCUUAUCUGUAGCAGCACUUCACUCAUCCAUUCUUUCCUUCACUCUUCUGUCUGUUCAUCACCCAUCCAUCUAUUCAUUCACUCAUCCAUCCGUUCAUCCGCGCCUCUCUAUGUUGUUGUCACUCAUUUGAUUUCAUUUGUGACUGUUUGUUGACUUUACAAAGCCAAAGUUAAAGAAAGGGACAUUCCGCAGCCAGAGUGGAAAUGUAGCAAGGUGGGCGGGGCCACAGAUGACGGUGAACAGAGCAAUAACGUUUGCCCAGACCUUCUGCUGAAAGUAAAAACGACUUUUAUUUUAAACUGUUCCAUCUGGUCUGGGCCAGAACACCGACCGGACCGGGUCUGGUACUGUAGCUGGUCUGGUUCCGGAUGAAGCGCCUGAACAAGCUUGAAGCUGAGAGCGUUCGUCACCGGAGGACGUCGACACUCGUUUAUUUAUUAAAGAUGUCUGAGCAGAAGCAAUAAACUCCACACUUGAGCCACUGUUGUGUUUUUG